This is a messenger RNA of Leguminivora glycinivorella, 700 nucleotides long. RefSeq lists its product as uncharacterized. The transcript has 3 exons. Bases 31 to 363 code for a protein of 110 amino acids. The record is from RefSeq and is a predicted model, not a curated record. Lineage: Eukaryota; Metazoa; Arthropoda; Insecta; Lepidoptera; Tortricidae.
CCCGCCGCCGCCGCCGCCGCCGCUGCCGCCAUGUCGCCGCUCGCCCGCUCGCUGCUCGCGCUCGCCGCGCUGCUCGCCGCCGCCGACGCACAGUACCGCCAAUGCACCACAAAAUCUUGGGGUACAACAACUAGAAAUCCUGUACCACUAUUGCCAAUACACGUAGCAUACCCGGGGGGACUAAUACGAAUUCCUAAUGAUAGCUGCGAAAAUGGGAUACUUGCAGGUGGAAAGAUAAAGUGUUGCAACUCCACCCCGAACGGCAAAUAUCCUCCACCCGACAUCGAAAUCUCUGACGGCAUCGACGUUCGUCUUGCUGAUCCCAUGGGAUGCGACUGUUCCAUCACGGAAUACUGUCCCUGAUUAUAAUAAGAUAUACAACGUUCACGUCUUAUAUACGGAUCACCCGUUUUCAUUGAUAGAUAAGAUAUGUAUAUUAGAUAUGGCUAUUGAUAAACGGAUACCACUUUUGUUUACUUUUAAUUUAUUUUGUGUCAUUAUGUUUGUAUAAAUGCAACGUGCACUAGCUGUUUACUGCUGUGACUCUUUGUUUAAGACUCACAGAAUAAUUUUAUUGUUAUUGUUAUACUGGAAUUACUCAAAUUCACUUUUGACUUUUUCUAAAUUGUUACUUUAUUUUUUGUAAAGUGCCCUGUGAAGAUUAUGUCAUAGUAUGUAUUCAAAUAAAGGUUUCAUUGCA